CACUUAGCGGGAGUUGUAGCUGUGAAAUCAAGCGUCCAUAUAGCGGAGACAACCGGCGUUGGAUAAUAAGGGCAACCAUGUCUGACAGAAAAGCAGUCAUAAAAAAUGCCGACAUGUCAGAGGAGAUGCAGCAGGAUGCAGUGGAGUGCGCCACGCAGGCUCUGGAGAAGUACAACAUCGAGAAAGACAUCGCCGCAUACAUCAAGAAGGAGUUUGACAAGAAGUACAACCCCACCUGGCAUUGCAUUGUAGGGAGGAACUUUGGCAGCUACGUGACCCAUGAGACCAAGCAUUUCAUCUACUUCUACUUGGGCCAGGUGGCCAUCCUGCUCUUCAAGUCUGGCUGAGGAGCCAGCCGCCCCAGCCCCUUUAACAUCAACUGACCAUUAAAUAUUGACUGACUCGACAGAAAGGCUCUAUCAUUCCUGGUCAACAGGAACCGCCUUUCUGUGCUGCUUUCUACCAUUUUGUUCCUUUGUUUAAAGAAAAUACCUGGCCAUGUGAGAGAAAUUAAACACUUGUAUUUAUGUUUUCUAUUGCAGUAGAUUGUCACUAAUUUGAUUUUAAAUAAAAGCGAUAUCAUUUGGCUUUCUGGGUUUACCUGUUGUAGUUCAUUUUAGCUACUUGUGUUCACUUACUAUAAAGCAUCUUGAGGUCCAUCAUCCAAAUGUAUUGAAUGACAGCACUGAUUGUGAGGGGAACAGGUUUCUCCUGAUAACCAGAAACUACAAUGUGUGGGACCAGGAUUUAAAUAUAUUCUCAUCCCACUUGAAUAUUAAUUACAUUAGCCCAAGUAAAUAUUGGUGAUAAUCGUCCAUAAAAUAAUUCAUACAUUGCCACAACUUUAGAUGGCAUGAGUCAAUUAUAGCUAGAACAGCACACAGGACUUGUGGGCAGUGGUGAAAUGUACCCAGCUGUCAUACUUGAGUAAAAAUAAAGAUGCCUUAAUAG
Molecule: messenger RNA, 951 nt
Organism: Salmo salar (Atlantic salmon)
Lineage: Eukaryota; Metazoa; Chordata; Actinopteri; Salmoniformes; Salmonidae
Gene: dyl1
Product: Dynein light chain 1, cytoplasmic
Biological process (GO): intraciliary retrograde transport; motile cilium assembly
Cellular component (GO): cytoplasmic dynein complex
Molecular function (GO): dynein intermediate chain binding
Source: RefSeq, marked provisional